AUGGCAACUCUCCCACAGCAGGCUCCAGGGCCAGGUCCGACAGCCCAGGCCCUGCCUUCUUACCUUUCGUACUCUGCAGCGGCCACCAAUGUCAUCCAGUACACAUCGGUUAUCACCCAAGUCAUUUAUGACCCGCAGGGCGCCUUCGGACCUUAUCAAACGCUCAGCACCGUUCGAGGAACGACCACCUCGAUAGAAUAUUCGGUCGUCAACGUUCCGCUACUUUAUACGGGGCCUUUCCCAGCUCCAGAUCUAGGAACGCUCUACACGACACCAGGACAAAUCUUGCCUUCGCAGACGACAGCAUCUAAUGCGCCAGGAGGAAGCACAAGCGCAGCUGCGAGUAGCGUUGCCACAGAGACCCCAGCAGCAUCUUCUCAGCCUUCAGCGUCUGCCGUACCGACUGCCUCUCAGCCCGUAUCUUCUUCAUCGGCACCAUCAGCAACCGACACAGCAGCCAGCACGCAAGAUGGCUCGGUGACAGCCGAGUCUGCACCCUCGACGUCACUAACACCAACAGCAACCUCUCCGACAACCCUGCCGCCCACCUCUCCGACACUAACCCCAUCAACGACCGACACAGCAGCCAGCACACAAGAUGGCUCGGUGACAGCCGAGUCUGCGCCGUCGACGCCGCUGUCACCAACAGCAGCCCCUCCAACAAGCCUACCGCCAAACUCUUCGGCACCGACAGCGUCGACGAAUGCGCCUGAAAGCAGUGCGACUAGCCUCACAGCAACGCAGGCACCAUCGUCGAUCAUCUCAACUACCAAUACAGGAACGCCGAGCAGCACGAACACUGAGACGACCAUGUCAUCUACGACAGGAUCCGGAGCCACUACCUCUAGCAACCCCUCAGCGACAGCGGCUGGGGCACCGAAUCCUCAAAACCGGUCCAGUAGUGGACUAUCUGGCGGCCAGAUUGCCGGCAUUGUGCUUGGAGCUUUCUUCGCCUUGCUCUUGCUGCUGCUCUUGCUGCUCUGCUGCUUGCGACGGCGGCGAAAGAGACGGCAUGAGCGUUCGAUUCUCGCAGCAGCGACGGGAUCAGGAUCGCGUUCGCAAGCCGGCGGGGGCGCUCGCGGCAAUUAUGCUUCUCUUGGAGCAGGGGCAGGCGCUGCAGGCUUUUGCGCUGCCAGCGCUGCUGCCGGCGCGAGACGUCGAGAAAGCCUCGACAGCGACGAUUGGGAGGAAGACCAUCUUAGCGGAGGUGGUCCCAAUUCUGGGUUCUUCGUCGUCGGCGGUCAAAGACUGGGUCCUGAUCGACCCGCAAGCCUGGCUUCUUGCAGAUCACGAGGCUCCAAUCCCGCCGCCACCCGGGCAAGCCCCAGCUAUUCUGCUGCCAAUGUUACUCCUUCUGCCUCCUCGAACGGACUCAGAACGGCAGGCUUCGCGAGUCUCGCUGCGGCGGGAGCUGGAUUCUUCGGUGCCGCCUUUAGGAGAAACAAAGACAAGCCUCGUGUAGAGAUCGAGGAAGAACAGCACCUCAGCGACGACGAUCUCGGUGACGGAAGCAUGGCCGAACGACGUGGACUGAUGCCAUUCCAUGACUCGCCGGGAAGCGGACACGGAUCUGGCACUGAGAUGCGCGAGGCUUCGCCCAGGCUGAUGGGUCCCGCUGCGGCAAUGCUUGGACCUUCUGGCGCAGCACUGUACUACUCCGGUCGACGCAGAGGAGACAGCGGGGAUCCUGGAAGUCCAUCGAGAGCUCCAUUCCAGCUGGGGCAUGGAUUGACACUGGCGAACGCGGCAGCCAGCAGCACGUCGCGACCGGCCUCGUCGGGUGCUUUCUCAGGUUCAGGCUCAGGAACAGGAUCAAGCAGCCACGCUACGGGCGCCACAGGAAGCUCUCAGACUCAAAGAGCUGGUGGAGCGGUCACCAUGAGCAGCAGCAACAGCACUGGUGGAUUCACGACCAGCGGUGGCAGUGGCAGCGGGACGAGCUUGCCACCACCUCCACGAGCUCCACGCACUUCGCCAAGGAACGCAGCGUCUUCGACGCUCGGCAACGUCCCUCCAACGUCCGGUACAACUUUUGCACCUGGCGCUGUUGGUUCGAACAGCCCUAAUCCGCGCCUCUCUACGGACACAUCAGAUAGUGACACGCCUGGUAUGGGUGGAUUGAGUCCGGCGCUACUGGGUCUAGGUGGCGGUACCGCCCUUGGCGGGCUGGCGGCUUUGGCUGCCGGACACCGGGACAGCGAAGGCAGCACAUAUUCAGGACGCAAUCCAGCUUUGAGAGCAUCCCACGCCUCUGGCAUGUCAGAAGACGAGCUGCGGCAUCUGCGCUCCACGGAUCCGGAGCGUUACAGUCGAUUCAUCUCAUCUGGAAGCAAUCUCUUGGGCCCUGACUACAAGCCUUCGCCAGAGCUCGAGGAGGGACCAUCGUCAGGCGUCGCUACCGAACGCGCAUCGCCCGCAGUUGGAGCCUUAGGCCAGGGCGCACCUGCGACAGGACGCACUCGACUCGCGACCAUCCCUAGUGUCAGCGAAUUCGGAGAGAGGAGCGAUGGCGAAAAGACAGCCAGCCAAAGCACGGGUAAUCGGACGGCCUCGUCGCAGGACGUGCCGCCGGGUCUCCGUGCUGUCAGCGGCAAUUCUGGAUCCUUAGGCGCUGCUUCGACUGGUUCACGACGUAUUGUUUCGCCUCUUCCUGUCUACGAGCAGCAACAGGCUCAAGGUGGGGAGAGUCUGCCCAUUUAUAGCGUACAGGACCAACCGCCUGCUUUGGGAGCGGAGCGACGUCCAAGCGAAGGUCAACUGUCUGAGCGAUCCGGUCAAUUUGUCACGCCGCCUGAUUCGCCUCGCAACAUACGCCGAAGCUCGGAAGUGCCACGACAUUCCGAUGCUAGCGAGGCAGACGUUGGAGAGGCAACUCUUGGGCUUCAGGAAGACGACGAAGAUCUAGCAGGCGCCGAUCACACCGGUGCUGGUGAUGCAAGUGCUGGCAUCCUAGGCGGCGUAGCUGCUGGCUGGCGUCGUCUGACGAUGGGCCAAUACGCAUGGAUUCCUGGAACCUCUUCCCCAUCGAGAGGAGAUCAACCGGCUGCUUCAGCUCCUCGAGACUCUUCUGGCGACCUCGACGACGAUUUGGAAGGACGCGACAGUCACGAUACUCAGCCUUUUCGUGUAUCGGAGGACUCGAGCAGACUGAUUCAUCCAUCGAGACGCACAUCUCGAUUCGAAACCAGCGAAGCGUCAGGUCUGGCGCCGCAGAUCAGCAGUCAAAGAGCCAGCGUGUAUGGUGCAUCAGCUUUGGGACACGGCACGAGCGGAAGCUCACCUGCCCACGCAUCGAGUAAGGAAGCCUCCGGAAGCAGCGGUGAGCAGCAAGCUAGAAUCGCUGCUGCGCUCAGCUCAGCAGCUGCUGCUAGAGCCGCAGCGUCGUCGAGGCAGCGCUCGUAUCCAAGCCUGUCGAGUCAGAAUUCGAGGGGAGGCGGAUAUGCUGCUAGCCAUUCGAACUCGUCGAUGAGCGGACGCAGAACGGCGAGCGACAAUUCUGGACUCGACAGUCUGAGUGCUGCAGCGCAACUGAGCUCCCGCAGCACGGGCAGCGGCUCUUCGCGGUCCGGCUACCUUUCGAGCGGCCGUGGUGGCGUCAGCCCGAGGACCGAUGCAAGCUUGGGCAGUGGGGCUUCCACGGGCGCGGCCAGCUACAGUCCGAGUGGCCUGCUCAGCCGAGACAAUACGACAAGUACGCGCGGUGCGGCUGGCGUCGAUGAAUCUGCUCGGACGGGCGAUGCCACUUACUACCCUUCAAGAAGAAGCGGUGAAACGGCUUCCAGCAUUGUCACGGACGUAGCAGAAGCAGCGACUUCCGAAGGCGACUUUACCAGCAGUCGCGCCACCGGCGGUGGCAGUUCAUUGGAGAAACGCAAACGACCUCGUAGCUCGGGUGGUCUCGACAGCUUGCAAGAAGAUCCGUUCGGAGACGUCGAAGCGCCCGAGGAGAUGCCAGAGGAAUACCAACCGGCAGGUGGAUACUAUCCUAGCGGAUCUCUUGGUGCAGCAGUAACGCGAUCGGCUGCACAACAGUUCAACGACACCCCAGGGGAUGCCUCUAGAGCUCUUCCGCAACGCCGUCGAAUCCGUUCUUUGCAACCAGGCGCAUCUACUCCUGCUCCCACAGCACUAGCACCUUCGCUGUCUACUCCGUCACCCGGCUCUGCCAGCAACGUCGAUUUGAGCCAGGUUCAGCCGGAGCAUUCGCAGCUGCCUUCGACAGGCAGUGGCUCAGGUCUAUCUAGUGUUCCUGCCUCUGCAAGCUGGAGACCGUCACCGCGAGUCGCAAGUGCCUCGUCUGCGGCCGAAGCACAAGCAGCUCUGCUCCGAGCUCAAGAACGACGUCCGAGCGGUCCGAGGGACAUGCUCGGUGCCGGAGGCGGGCCUACACCACCGCGUACACAAGCUGGAUCGCCUUCGGCCGGCAAUCGGGGUGCCUCGCUCAACUGGGCCGAUAUCGAUUCGAACGCACGACAGACGGACGUCGAUGUAGAGACUGCUGCUCAGGGAACUGAUCCUUCGACGGCCGAUGCUGAUGAACCGAGUCGUUCUUUCGGUUUAGGCAGAUUCCUGCGGUUCUGA
Messenger RNA from Pseudozyma hubeiensis SY62, 4581 nucleotides. RefSeq lists its product as hypothetical. The transcript has a single exon. The record is from RefSeq and is a predicted model, not a curated record. Bases 1 to 4581 code for a protein of 1526 amino acids. Lineage: Eukaryota; Fungi; Basidiomycota; Ustilaginomycetes; Ustilaginales; Ustilaginaceae.